This is a messenger RNA of Ostertagia ostertagi, 1104 nucleotides long. The record is from the annotation of a GenBank genome assembly. Lineage: Eukaryota; Metazoa; Nematoda; Chromadorea; Rhabditida; Trichostrongylidae.
AUGCCAUCGUACUCGGAACCGCCUACGCCAAUCCAUGAAGUCGAUUACUAUUGUACACAAUUAGAGACGAGUUCAUGUGAUGACAUUAACAACUUGAAACCGCUCGGAAAGUCGAGGGUUCUAGCCUCAGCACGUUAUAACUGUUUAAAAACGAAACGAGAAGAAAUCGCCAGGUUUCUGAAGGAUCAUGCCAAUGAGAAUCUUGAAGAUUAUAUAAUGUAUCAUACUUUUCAUGGAUCGCUUCAAAACACAACAUCAAAACAUGAAACAGAUGAUGAAGAAGAAUUGCGAUCUCAUCCAGAGUGGAAUCAGGUUGCGAUGGAUGUGCACAGAACGCUGGCGAGAUUCCCACCUAACAUAUCCGACGAAAAAAGAUCAACCCUUCAGGAUCAACUGAUUCCGUUGAUUGUUCGAGUUUUACGCGCAAAUCCGCGGUUUCGAUAUUACCAAGAUAUUGCCCUUUUUAAAGGUUUUCACGAUGUCUGUCUAACGGUGAUUUUGGUGUGUGGAAAGGAAACUGCCUUUGAAGUCUGCAAGAAUCUUGCUACUCAUGGACCAUUCCGGAGUUACUUGCUAAAAAGCUUGGAAAAGAGCGUACGUCAUUUUAUCCAGAGAGAUCCACAGUUGGAACGGGUAUUGCGUGAAGUACAUUUGGGUACAAUGUUUGCUCUCAAGCGGCCCUUUACAUGGUUAGGUCACCGCAUUAAUCAUUUACCAACAGAUUGUACGGUUUUCGAUGUAUUCCUCGCUUCCCCUCCGCUGACUCCUAUAUAUGUGUGUGCUGCCGUCGUUCUGAAAAGGAAGUCAGCAAUACUAACAUCUGAACGGGAGAUGCCCAUUAUCCACCAACUUCUUAUGAAUAUGCCAAAUGAGAUUCAUUUGGAUGCCAUUUUGUCGGACUCGUUAUAUCUCUCUUCGCUUAUGCCGCCUCUCGCCUUGAAGACAGAGUUUACGAGGCUGUAUAGAGAAAGAGUUAAGGCACGGGCAAUCAAUCAACGAUGGGCACCCGUUUCACGGUACGCUAUCACGAUGGUCGCUGCAGUUGGGAUAGCAGGAGCCGCUUACUAUUUCAACCUAGGCAGUAGGUUUUCACUCUCGAUGUGA